Aspergillus aculeatinus CBS 121060 is the source of this 290-nucleotide messenger RNA. RefSeq lists its product as uncharacterized. Bases 41 to 271 code for a protein of 76 amino acids. The transcript has a single exon. Lineage: Eukaryota; Fungi; Ascomycota; Eurotiomycetes; Eurotiales; Aspergillaceae. The record is from RefSeq and is a predicted model, not a curated record.
UUACCCACCUCCCGGGGGUCAAUACCCACCUCCCCAGCAAAUGCAGUAUGCUCCCCCGCAAGAGCAGUCGCAGUCCAAGGACCGUGGGUGUCUCACCACCUGGUAUGUGCUGACCUGGACCCGAGCGGACCUGACUUUGGCUAACUGCUCUCAGUCUUCUGACCAUGUGCUGUUGUUUUCUCUGCGAGGAGGCCUGCGAGUGCUGCUUCGAGAUCGUGGAAUGCUUAUGUUGUGGAUGCUAGUCGCGGUGCUGUACUAUACCAUUGUUUGAGAUUGAUCCUGCUUCUGCU